AAAAUCAGUUUCAUAACAAGACGUCCCACACAACUCGGCUUCGACCCGAGUAAGGACAUUCUGCAUCCCCCUGCCGUCUACGCUGCUUCUAUAAUCCCAACAUCGAAGUGCUCCAAUUAAUAGCACACCACAAUCUGCGUAAGUGUGCCACACAUUUAUUUUCUUUAUUGCUCGAGUGUUAGUGUAUACACUACCCGGCAACACGUUGCUACGCUACAUGCUUGCUGUCACUGCUUUUUCUUAAGAUCAGUGGGCUAAAAAUCUUUCUUUAAUGUGGAGGCUGAUCACAUCCCUGUGCCUACGGCAUCCGCGAGGUACAGCGAUUCAAAUACAUGAGCGGCUAUGCACCACGCAACGUGCAGAAGAGAACCGGCAUACAGUGGAAGCGCUAUAUCUACUGUCCGUAGACAUCCAGAAGGUCAGAAAACUGAAGUGCUGGAUCCUGUACCAAACCCCCACUUAUGUUAAUGAGGUAGCCGAGCUGAUGAGGGAAAUGGGGGCUUCUGGCUCUAUAGUUGCUGGGGUUCUAACUCAGUACCCCGAGGCGGUCCUCUGCCACCCUGAGCAAAUGCAGGCUCAGCGGGACCUGUGGUUGUCUGUGUGUCCAAACCACAGAGAACUUGUUGGCGUCAUUGAAAAAUUCCCUGCCUCCUUUUUCACCUGUGCCAGCCACCACACCAAUCAGCGCGCCAACAUAACGUACUUCCGCCAAUUGAACCUCAACAAGCGCAUCAUCACAAAGCUGAUGUCUGGGGCUCCCAUGAGCUUCAGCCGACCAGUGGACGACAACAAAAAGAUGAUCCACACCCUCCAGGCAGCCUACCUGGAGCUGGGCGGAAAGGACACCAACGUGAAAAUCUGGCUCCAGAAGCUGCUGAGCCAGAACCCGUUCGUCCUCCUCAAAGACCCGGAGCUGCUGAGGCACAACUUCCACUUCCUGACCCGGAAAGGCUUCACCACCUCCGAGCUGCUGGGCCUCCUCUCCAAGCUCAGGGGCUUCGUCACAGAGCUGAACCCCGACGCCAUGCAGCGCACCCUGGCCUUCUCGCAGCGCACCCUGGGCUGCUCCGACGACCAGCUCCGGCACGUGGUCCUGGACUGCCCGGCGCUGCUGUACCACUCGGAGGUGGUGCUGGCACAGCGCUUCCAGGGGCUGUCUGCGGUGGGCAUCAGCGCGGCUCAGAUCUUACAGGCUCCCACCGUCCUGGAGCUCACCACGGAGAUCGUGAACCACCGCGUGCAGAGCCUGAGGUCGCACGGCUACGACAUCCAGACCGGGGGGCUGGCGGCUCUCUGUGGCACCAAGAAGGACUUUGAGGCGAGCUACGGGAGGCUGCGGCUACGCAGAGAGAGGCCGAUGUUUAACCCCGUCGCCCCUUUGAGGACGGACGACUGACGGGUCAUGGUACCAGACCGAAUAGGGGGACGGAAAUGUGAUGC
Messenger RNA from Gadus macrocephalus (Pacific cod), 1440 nucleotides. It is a transcript of the gene mterf2, whose product is annotated as mitochondrial transcription termination factor 2. Gene Ontology annotation, cellular component: mitochondrial matrix. Bases 272 to 1396 code for a protein of 374 amino acids. The transcript has a single exon. The record is from RefSeq and is a predicted model, not a curated record. Gene Ontology annotation, molecular function: double-stranded DNA binding. Gene Ontology annotation, biological process: regulation of DNA-templated transcription; termination of mitochondrial transcription. Lineage: Eukaryota; Metazoa; Chordata; Actinopteri; Gadiformes; Gadidae.